Cephus cinctus (wheat stem sawfly) is the source of this 552-nucleotide messenger RNA. RefSeq lists its product as uncharacterized. The transcript is spliced from 2 exons. NCBI's taxonomy places the organism in Eukaryota, Metazoa, Arthropoda, Insecta, Hymenoptera, Cephidae. Bases 140 to 490 code for a protein of 116 amino acids. The record is from RefSeq and is a predicted model, not a curated record.
CCACGUGGAUCAACCUCGCUCUCUCGCACUUUACGUAUACGUAUCUUACGUACGUGAAUACGUAAUAAGUACGCCUACUGUCAACCACAUAGGAAUAGAGUGUCGCGCGCGGACGACAAACACGCGAGUUUAUCGGCCGAUGGGACUGACCAUUAACUUUGAACUUAACCAGUGCGAUGUCAAAGGUCAUUUCCGGGAGUGGGAAGGGGCGGGAGGUCGUUACUUCGUGACAGGUGUAAGUUUAACGAAAGAUAAACCUCAUCGACGUCCAGCGUCCAGAACAAAAGAUUAUUACGAGAUAAUUUUCGCUCGUCGUGCUUGUCGUUGGCUGCCGACAAGAAGGUGGACACGCAACGGAGCGACCGUUCACGGUGAAAUCUUCAUUCGGACCAAUCGGAGACUAGCGUCUAUAACGCAGCGACCAAUGAGUGAUUGGAUUAAAAGUUUUCAGUAUGCACAGUGUGAAUGCUGCUUUAUACCGAUUGAGUAGUGAAACUUAUGAAAGUGAUUCUAACGACGCGACAUAACCUUAAGGCGAGUUUCGCGGGGUGG